This is a messenger RNA of Varroa destructor (honeybee mite), 6650 nucleotides long. Its product is annotated as alanine aminotransferase 1. Gene Ontology annotation, molecular function: transaminase activity; pyridoxal phosphate binding. Gene Ontology annotation, biological process: biosynthetic process. The record is from RefSeq and is a predicted model, not a curated record. Lineage: Eukaryota; Metazoa; Arthropoda; Arachnida; Mesostigmata; Varroidae.
UGGUUGGCUACGUCAGUGGUUAGGGUAAUUGGUUUUUAUCACAGUGUUUGGCCUGAUCCGACCCGAUUUACUACUGAGCGCGCGCAUCACAUUUUAAAUCUUGCCGCUCGAUCCAGGUCGGUGCCAGUUAGCUGUGGUUCGAUGGCGAGGGGGAAAUUUUCUCAAGGCCGCCGGCUGUCCUAUGGAAACUGGCCCAGAUUUCCUUCGGCGCGGUACAGAGCGGUACCAUCUGCUCAUUCUGAGUAUCACAAUGUGAGACUAACGACUUGUUGACCGACAGUGACCUGGCGGCUAUUCGUACAACUAUUUACAAGGGGGUCUUGUGACUCCGAUCGGGUAAGUUGCUUCGCCCCAACUGUUCGCUUUUGUCUGCCUCGCUUUGCUGCCGGAAUUGUGCCUCUGUGUUUAGUAAGAAAAGCAAAAAAAAACUCAGAUUGUGCGUGCUUCUGGCGUUGUUAUUACAACCACUGCGAAUAGAUUCUGCCCGAUCGCUGGUGAUGAACUCGAAUGAUGGUCGUUCUGCCAAGAACAGGGCAAUCGUGAGAAGAACGAAAACAUGCGACGGCUGGUUUGUGUAUAAGUUGGCUUUCGUGGCGUCGCUGGUGUCGCUGCUGUUGGUAUCUUCUGCGCGGUUGUGUUUAGCUCCGCGAGUGUGUUUGUGUGUGAGGAUACACCGAGCCUAGGGACUAUGCCCCUUAUAUAUAUGUGGUAAAACUGUCGUGUAUUCUCCUGCGCCAUUUGCAUUUUCAAGGCUUUGCAAUAAUUUCGCGCCUACCCCUGCUCGUCAAUCCACCAAUUCUGUAAGAGAAUGUCUCACGCCGCCUUCUUUUAAUAUUACUGCGGGGUAACUAUCCAGCUACUGUACUGUGUGCGCGAACGUACUGUGUGCGGGGGUAUUCGUUCGCUCCCUCACCUUCGCGGCUUUCCCGCCGCCUCCGUCCAGCGCCACCGUCGAUACCGCUACCAUCAUGUUGUCGCGCGCUAUGACGUCACUGGCCGACGCCGCUGGCUCAGGACUGAGCGGCCGUAGCAGCCAACGCAGCGCUGCUGCCGCCGCUGCAGCUCAGCUGACUGCUAAAGCCACGGCGACAGCCAAAGCGACAGGGGCCGUAAUAGGAACAACGACAAGAAUUGUUGUUGCGGUAAACAGUAACAGGGGAACAGCUAUCACUGGAAUAACGACGUGUACCGCUGAUUCUGUUCCAACGGCCGUCAGAACCUCUUCAUUGGCGGCUUCCAGUACGUCGAUACAAGCGGCAACACAGUCAGCCUUACAGUUACAAAAGACUGUGCCCCUGUUUUCUUUUAGUAAACUUGGAACCGCACAGCGAUCCUCGCAAAAGGUCUGGCAGCAACAGCUAUUUCAGCAACUUCAUACGACUUCAACAAAGAUGGAGGGUAAUGUGAUCAGAUUUGAGGACACUAACAAGAAUCUCCGUGUGAUGGAGUACGCAGUCCGAGGUCCAAUUGUGAUCCGGGCAGGCGAAAUCGAGCGUCAGCUCAAGGACAAGCCGGGGUCACUUCCAUUUAAACAGGUGAUACGUAGCAACAUUGGAGACUGCCAUGCAACGGGCCAAAAAGCGAUCACUUUCAUUCGACAAGUUCUUGCCACGUGCGUACUGCCAGAUCAGUUUUUAAGCUCGGAUACAUUCCCGUCCGAUGUGCGCAAGCGUGCCAGACUAAUAUUGGAGUCCUGUGGAGGCCAAUCCGUUGGAGCAUAUAGUGACAGCGCGGGUGUUCCAAUCAUCAAACAGCACGUUGCGGAAUUUAUUUCAAAUCGAGAUGGAGUUGACACUCGACCUGAAAACAUUGUGCUUCAGGGCGGAGCUAGCGAAGCAAUCAGGUCAGUCCUGUCAUUGUUGAACGAGCCGAUUAAUGGGCAGCAGCCCGGAGUUAUGAUCCCUAUUCCGCAGUAUCCUCUAUAUACGGCGACCUUGGCAGAAUAUGAUAUGGGACAGAUUCCGUACUAUCUAGACGAGGACAAUAAUUGGGCUUUGAAUAUUAGCGAGUUGGAGCGCUCAAUUAAGGACGCCAAAAGAAAGUGUAUUUACCCUAGGGCCAUCGUUAUCAUUAAUCCCGGCAACCCUACUGGAUCGGUACUAUCCGAAGCAAACAUUAAGGAAAUCAUCAAAUUUGCGCACAAAUACAAGCUUGUGCUCUUAGCUGAUGAAGUGUACCAGCACAAUGUCUGGAUUGGGAAGUUUUAUUCGUUCCGGAAAGUGCAUUACGAGAUGGGAGCUCCUUUCAACAAAUCUGAACUUGUGUCGUUCAUGUCAUGUUCAAAAGGGUUCAUGGGAGAGUGCGGUCUUCGUGGAGGUUAUAUGGAACUCGUGAAUUUCGACCCUGAAGUAAAGAAAGUACUUUUGAAGUCAAUUUCUGCCAAAUUAUGUUCGACAGUCUUGGGACAGGCUGCAAUGGAUUGUGUUGUCAAGCCACCAGUCCAGGGCGACCCGUCAUAUGAAUUGUUUGUUAAAGAAAAGGAAGCUGUUCUUGAGCAGCUUCGCAUCAAAGCAAAAAUGGUGGCUAGUACAUUCAAUACAUUUGAAGGCUUCAAAUGUAAUCCAGUUGCUGGGGCAAUGUACGCUUUCCCCAGGCUCUCGCUUCCGCAGAGGGCCAUUAAAAAGGCUGAAUCUCUAAAUCAGCAACCAGACUUUUUUUAUGUUAAACAGUUACUGGAAGAGACCGGUAUAUGCGUUGUUCCUGGCUCCGGGUUCGGCCAGAAGCCCGGUACAUUUCACUUUAGAACCACAAUUCUUCCUCCAACGGAUCAGUUAAAGGAGAUGCUAUACUUGUUCAGAAACUUCCACCAGAAGUUUAUGAAAGAGUAUAAAUAAGUUGGUGUAAUGGUGCCGACAAGCCAGUCACUAGACAUUCCUUAUAGUAAAAGAGCCAACCUAAAAAUACUUUAAGCUUCGAUAUGUUAGCAGAAGCUGUUCCUAGGAGGAGAUAAAGGGCUCCUAUAAGAAAUGGAUUAUACUCUACACACAGCCUAUUAGGUCAUUGAAGAAAUGCAAAAGUCAUGUUAUCAUGUUAGUCAUCCAUCUGGAGGGAACACCCCCGACGGUCCUUCUUUUUUGAGUGGAUUUAAAGAUGCACCUGCGGUCAAUUAAGAACUUUUUGAUAAUUGAACAGCCAUUGAACAAACAGUCUUUCAAAAAUUAGAAUACCUAACAAGCUCACUUUAAGGAACCAAUCUGCCGAUAAUAUUAAGGUAAAAGUAUAUUUUUUUUAGGUUAUCACGAAUAGAAUAGGCGGCAAAACACUCUAAGCGUUUUUGGCAGGGGUUGUUUUGUUGAAUGGUGUGUAGAACUAGGCCGGAAACUCCAAGCAACACGAUUUUACCUACUAUAUGAACGAUUUCAAGCUAAAUUAACGGAUCGAGCGUUAAAAAUGUUAGAUUUUGUUAGAGGUACCUUCCAAAGCAGGAUUUUCCAUUUCUAGCAAUAUUGCCAAGGCUUUUAAUUAAAAUCAAUUUUUUAUUUUACUAGUUUGCUGUUUGCAAAUACUAAAGAUACGCCUCAGAAAUAAUACUUAUUAUAGUCCUACUGUAAAACUAUAUCAGGAAUGCCCAGUCCACAGCUAAAAGGUUCUGGCCGGUGCUAGCAUUUCAUAGAAUAACGAUAUUGUUUUAGAGACUUGUUUUAAACAAAAUAAUCCUUUCAAUCUAUUUAACGAAGAUGUCAGAUGAUGAAAGCCACUUCAUAUAGAUUAUUGCAAGCAAAUACGGAAUCUACAUAAUACUUUAUGUGAUUUUUCUAAGAAAUAAACAGUAAAUGGGCUGUUUUUUUAGACACCUUUUUCUUAAAUGCGUUGAAUGUGUGUAUGCUUUAGUGGGCUUACGCUUUGAAAAAAGUUUAUUGAAAAAAUGAUUUCCUUCAUUCUCAGGUCUGUUAUCAACGAAGUUUUCCUUAUCAAUCACAGUGAAAUGUUCUUUACAAAGGUACAUCAAUAAACAGGUUUCUUUUCAUUUAAACACUAUCUGUUGAUCUCGAGUGUGGUCGCUCAUAUAUUUAUAGUUAUAUAACGUAAUCCGCCUAGGGACUCCUAAAUAUUCACCUCGAUUUUGUUCGAAUAUGUCUUUAACAUGUUGUUAGUAACCGUUAUUAUUAUUAUUAUUGUUAUUAUUAUAGCAUCGACCCUCAAUUCUAUUCUUUUGGUUUCAAGCAAUAUUAUCUGUGACUAUACAAAAAUUAUAGGAGCAGGCAAAACGAUAACAAAUCAAUACUGCACACACGUAUAUCGUGACAGAUGCACCUAGAACGUAGUAUAAAAGGUACAACUGCGACUCAACUAGCGCCACGCGAUAUGGUGUCGUUCUGUAUAAACGUCAGCUGACAUGAUAUAUAUAUAUCGAUAGUGAAAUUAUAAAGAUGGAAUUUGCACAUAUGAUGCUACAAAAGUACUGUGAAUGAGUUUACUUAACUUAUUUUUCUAUAUUUUAAAUCGAUAAUAGUGAUAACGUUUGACGGCGUUGUUGUCACAAAGCUAGAAAUAAUAAAUUCAUAACAGUGGUGUGGAUGUUAGUUUAGCCAAGCCUGCUUGGUGUCUUCAUUGACCAAAUGACGAGGAAUUAUUUGGAAUUGCCUUCCCAUUGUAUUGGUUUAUUGUUACAACCUAGAUACAUGAAAUCAAAUGUUAGGCUCUGCCUUUUAUUGCUUCGUUAGAAGCAUUUUUUUGGAUACUAAUAAAACCCUCAAGCUCUGCCGUGGUUUUUGCAUUUCGUACCUGCAGUCGUCUUUGAUGAAAUCCAAUUAAACAGCUUUUCUUUUUUCUUUUGUAGUCUGAAUAUGAACACACAAAUUGAUCUCAUAUUAAUUAUCUAUUUGUUAGAGAGAUUUCCGCGAAUUUUACGUUUAAAACCGCGUUAUAUACUAAAUUAGCAGUUUUGUUGGCUCCCCGUGAACGACGUGGGGGUUCAUUUAGGUCAAAUAUUUGCGUACAGCAACUACUGAUAAACAAACGACAACCGCAUUUUGCGAAGAUCAAAUUGAAUAUUGAUAAUCGUUGGUUUCAAAUGUCUAGGUUAGCAAGAUUGUAAAUAUCUUUAUCAGAGUAAAUAUUUACAGUAGAACUUGGUUCAGCAUUAUUUUCACAUGAAUACGUCUAUUAAUAGAACAGGCGUUAACUAUCAGCAGCGUGUUUAUUUGCGUGUUGUGUUUCACUAUCGACCAACCUGUUGUCUAAUUUAAUCAGAAGACUGGCCAUGAGUUAUGAGAUUACUGUUGAUAAUGUUAAUAUCCUGCCCCAAUGCAACACUUAGUCUGGUGUUUACAAGCAACGACUUAGACAGUACAUCUUUCAGCGCGAUAUUUCAUCUAGCAUGUAUUUCGAACAUGCAAAGUUAAAAACAUUUGUAAAUAUAAACGUAUCCAACCUCCAACAGAAAUGUCUCGUAUGCUUAGUCAGCUUUUGAAAAUAGUCUAUACGUUGAAACAAGGUGGUGCUACCCUGCUUUACGACGAGAUAUAUAAUUACCAUCAGCUAUAGGCACAAUCAACCUAUAGUGAUAAGUGUGAAGUUUUCUGUUGUUAUUAGAUUAAUGUAUGUAUCAAUGAAGUUCAUGCCUUUCGUUCUGUUUAGAAGAAGUAUCGAUGUAAUAUCGACGAAAUCAUUUUGGUUCAUUUAUUCGUAAACUCUGCUCGAGGAAGGCAAAUCUGGUAUUAAAGUAAAUAGCUGUGAAUAAAUAUAAUGUAAGCGCAGUCUCCUGGUGGAUAAAAAAAACUGUGUUUAAAUAUGAUGGAGUUCUAACCAAUGUACAUCGCCGUAUAAUAAGCUCAACCAAUUAAAAGUACGUAUAUACUUACUGGAGCUGCUAGUGUCUAACAAAGUUACUGAGAGACCAUUUUACUGAUAAUAAACUAUAGCUUUCUUCGAUAUUUAAGCACCUUGACCUUAUGUGCCAUAUACACACAGCGCCAGCAGAACCAUCGAUGACUCAGCAGUAAUACUCUGUAAAAACUGAUCGAAAGUACCAGCAAAAGAAACAGAAAAAAACCUUACAUUUUCAACUUAUUUCGUAAAAAACCUAGACAAUGAUAUUUAAGGUCUCUGAACUCAGAACGAUAUAUUUAUAGGGAAGUUUUAUUGACACUAUUUGGCAGCUUUUCGAGUGAAGGUUUAAAUUUUAUACUACAUUGAUGUAAUACAAAACGUUUUCCAUAUGCUUAAUUUGAUCGUAAAUAACAGUAUGCAAACAUGAAAGAGAUACUAUAAACAACGAAUUUUUUAUUUAUUGAAUUUCAUUUAAUAAUAGGUUAUUAAUAAUAAUAAAUAAUAGGUUACUCGUGGGUGACGGAUUGGUAGAAAUUCUGUGUGACCUUGACGAGACCGGCAACAAUUCUGACAUGAUACAUUUUUCUAGGGUUGGCGGACUGUUUCUAGCAAAUCGAUCGCAGUAGAUCUCUAGCGCAAGGCCUAGGUAUGUUUUGACACCUCUGUGCAACAUAAUUGUCUCUGGAAUCUGACACUUUCAUGUUUUCCAGAGGAUGCAAGUGCAGCAAGGCAUCACAGAUAAUCAUCAUCGCUGUAAUUGAUUUUGGAGAUUAUUCUGUCAGUGCUUGCUUUUACAUAAAACAACCGAAGCUGUCAGAAAAGAAAUAUUAUAAAUAAAAAAAAAAAUACUACUUAUAAUGUUUCGAGAUAUUUGACAU